Molecule: messenger RNA, 1125 nt
Organism: Aspergillus ruber CBS 135680
Lineage: Eukaryota; Fungi; Ascomycota; Eurotiomycetes; Eurotiales; Aspergillaceae
Product: putative naringenin,2-oxoglutarate 3-dioxygenase
Exons: 6
Coding region: 1-1125 (374 amino acids)
Molecular function (GO): dioxygenase activity
Source: RefSeq, a predicted model, not a curated record
AUGCCUGGAAAAAUCGAAAUCGAUCGAUAUGAACAUGUCCCCGUCACAAAAGAAGAGCUCGACUGGGCUGAGUUGAUUACUCUCGAUCUUAGUCUGUACGAACAACCAAGAGGGAAGGAGGAGCUUGUGAAGCAAUUGGACCAUGCCGUUCGACAUGUCGGUUUCUUCUACGUCAAAAACUUCAACAUCUCCCAAGAAGAGGUCGAUCGCCAAUUUGCCCUAGGACGCGCAUUCUACGCUCUGCCACUCGAGGAGAAACUCAAGUAUCACAACAGCAAUGAUUUGGAGCGUGGUGAGUACAAUGGAUACAGACCAGCUGGUCACCGCAUCCUUGGAAACGGUAUCAAGGAUAAUGUGCAGGUAUACAACAUCCCCAAGUUCGACGGACACCACCAGCGACAACAGCCUGCGAUUCUAGCCGAUCACCUUGAUGAAAUUGAGGCUUUUAGUCGGAAAUGCCACACAGAAGUAGUGGAGAAGCUCCUCCGUCUCUUCGCCAUCCUCCUCCAACUCCCAGACGAAGACCAACUCGUCCGCGACCACAAGUACGACGCCAAAGGCGAAGACCAUCUCCGCUACAUGCACUACGCAGCCCGCGGCCUAGAAGAGAACAAAAAAGUCGGCGACUUGUACAGUCCCGGCCAUACAGACCUAGGAACAGUCACUCUUCUUUUUCGUCAGCCCGUCGCGGCAUUGCAAAUUCUGAACUCAGAAGGCCAGUGGAAGUGGGUGCGUCCUCAGGAUGGGACCAUCACGAUCAACACGUGUGAUGCCUUGACGGCGUUAACGGGUGGUCUUAUCAAGUCGAGUAUUCAUCGUGUGCAUGCGCCCCCACCAGAUCAGGCUCAUGUCGAUCGAUUGGGUGUGCUUUAUUUUGCACGACCCAACAACCACGUGAUCCUCGAUCCCAUCCAGAACAGUCCAUUGCUCAACGAACUGGGACUGACUCAGAACGCCUUUACGGAGCUUGGACAGCAUCUGACAACAGAGCAAUGGGUCAAGGUCCGACAGACGCAGCAACAGCGGCGCAGACAGGAGGCUAUAAUUUCUGGCGAUGGAAAGUAUACUUAUGCCCCGAAGGACCUUGAGGUUAUCCCUGGUUUGCAUGCAAAGGUGUACAACUAG